Seriola dumerili (greater amberjack) is the source of this 5814-nucleotide messenger RNA. It is a transcript of the gene ralgapb, whose product is annotated as Ral GTPase activating protein non-catalytic beta subunit. The transcript is spliced from 31 exons. Gene Ontology annotation, molecular function: GTPase activator activity. Bases 136 to 4722 code for a protein of 1528 amino acids. NCBI's taxonomy places the organism in Eukaryota, Metazoa, Chordata, Actinopteri, Carangiformes, Carangidae. Gene Ontology annotation, biological process: regulation of small GTPase mediated signal transduction; activation of GTPase activity. The record is from RefSeq and is a predicted model, not a curated record.
UGGAGGCUGUUAUGGUCUAGACCAGGAUACAUAGAAAGCAAAAACUGCGAGUUUCAGAGCCCUGUUAUGACAACAUUUCCAGCCGGUCCAGGUGGAGGCAGGAGGUGUGAGUAGAGUGCAGUAGACAUCGGCAGCAUGUACUCCGAGUGGCGCUCACUGCAGUUGGUGGUGCAGAGCGACCAGGGCCACCUCAGUGUUCUGCACACUUAUCCCACCACCGUGGGCACGGAGGUGGCAAAUGCCGUGGUCAAGCCUCUGGGCACAGCUGUGAGCCCUGUCGCCACAGAGAACAUCCUCAAGACAGAUAAGGAGGUGAAGUGGACCAUGGAGGUGCUGUGUUAUGGCCUCACUCUCCCCCUUGAAGGGGACACUGUCAAGCUGUGUGUAGAUGUGUACACAGACUGGAUGAUGGCCCUGGUGUCACCCAGGGACUCGAUGCCUCAGCCUGUGGUCAAGGAGCCCAAUAUGUACGUCCAGACCAUCCUCAAACAUCUUUACAACGUCUUUGUACCCAGGCCUGAGCAGCACAGUCUGAACCAUAUCAGGCUUUGCCAGCAGGUUCUGACUGCAGUCCAAAAACUGGCAAGAGAGUCUGUUUCCAUGGUUAGGGAAACCUGGGAGGUGCUGCUGCUCUUCCUGCUUCGCAUCAACGACACAUUGCUUGCCCCACCCACUGUCGGAGUUGGAGUGGCAGAGAAACUGGCAGAGAAAUUGAUGGCAGUGCUAUUUGAGGUGUGGCUGCUUGCUUGCGCCCGCUGUUUUCCCACGCCGCCGUACUGGAAGACAGCGAGGGAGAUGCUGGCAAACUGGAGACACCACCCGCCUGUUGUAGAGCAGUGGAGCAGAGUGGCCUGUGCCCUGACCUCCAGACUUUUGCGUUUUACCCACGGACCGUCCUUCCCACCUUUUAAAGUUCCUGAUGAGGACGCCAACCUGAUUCCUUUAGAGAUGGACAGUGACUGCGUGGCACAGACGUGGUACCGCUUUCUCCACAUGCUCAGUAACCCAGUGGACCUGAGCAACCCUGCGAUAGUGAGCACCACUCCAAAGUUUCAGGAGCAGUUUCUUAACUCCAGCGGUAUCCCUCAUGAAGUGGUGCUGCAUCCGUGUUUGAAACAGCUGCCCCAGAUCUUCUUCAGGGCCAUGAGGGGUGUCAGCUGCCUAGUGGACGCCUUCUUGGGUAUAUCACGUCCCAGAGCUGACAGUGCCCCGCCCACCCCAGUCAACAGAUUGAGCAUGUCUCCGCCCCCCUCCAUCACCAACACCACGCCCCCUCACAGCCGCAAGCAGCGGCAUACAGUGGUCACCAAAACCACAAGCAAGAGUUCGACUGGCAGUGGAAGUCAACCAACCAAAGCAUCCCAGCAGCAACAGCAGCAGCAGCAAACUUCGUCCUCCCCGACCCUGCUUUCCAGCCCCAACCAGAGCAGCUGGGAGUCUCGGCCUCUGCCGGCCCCGGCACGGCCAAAGGUCAACAGCAUCCUUAACCUGUUCGGCCAGUGGCUUUUCGACGCUGCUCUGGUGCACUGUAAGCUCCACAGCGGCCUCAGCCGAGACCCGAGCAUGACCGCGAUAGCCACUCAAGUAGGUCUGGAGCUGAGGAGGAAGGGUUCUCAAAUGUCCACCGACUCCAUGGUGUCGAACCCCAUGUUUGACGCCAACGAGUUCCCAGAGAGCUACGAGGCAGGACGAGCGGAGGCCUGCGGGACUCUCUGCCGCAUCUUCUGUAGCAAGAAAACAGGAGAAGAUAUUCUGCCUGUUUACCUGUCCAGGUUUUACAUGGUCCUGAUUCAGGGUCUCCAGAUCUCCGAUUUCAUCUGUAGACCAGUUCUGGCUUCCAUCAUUCUCAACUCCUCCUCUCUCUUCUGUACUGACCUGAAGGGCAUCAAUGUGGUGGUGCCCUACUUCAUAGCUGCCCUGGAGACUAUUGUACCAGACAGGGAGCUGUCCAAAUUCAAGAUGUAUGUAAACCCUACCGACCUGAGGAGAGCCUCCAUCAACAUCCUGCUGGCCAUGUUGCCACUGCCGCAUCACUUUGGCAACAUCAAAUCAGAGGUUCUGUUGGAGGGAAAGUUCAAUGAGGAGGAUGGGUGGCCUCAUGACCAGCCCGUUUCCUUCCUGUCCCUGAGGCUACGUCUUGUCAAUGUCCUGAUAGGAGCGCUGCAGACUGAGACCGACCCCACUAACACACAGCUCAUCCUGGGUGCAAUGCUCAAUAUUGUUCAAGACUCAGCACUGUUGGAGUCCAUAGGUGCACAGACCGAAACAGGAAGUAUAGACGGGAGUCACAUGACAGUGAGGAGUCACAGCCGCACCAACAGUGGCAUUAGUUUCACCAGUGGAGGCAGCACAGAGGCUACCAGCCCAGACUCUGAGCGUCCGGCCCAGGCCCUGCUCCGAGACUACGAUACGGCGGCAGGCCUGCUGGUGCGCAGCAUCCACCUGGUCACCCAGAGGCUCAACUCUCAGUGGAGGCAAGACAUGAGCAUUUCCCUGGCUGCCCUGGAGCUGCUGGCUGGGCUUGCCAAGGUAAAGGUGGGAGUAGACUCUGCAGACCGUAAACGUGCUGUCAGCUCUAUAUGUGGGUACAUUGUGUACCAGUGUAGCCGUCCAGCUCCUCUUCAAUCCCGAGACCUCCACUCCAUGAUUGUAGCUGCCUUUCAGUUUCUGUGUGUGUGGCUCACAGAACACCCUGACAUGCUGGAUGAGAAGGAUUGUUUGGUAGAGGUGUUGGAGAUUGUGGAGCUGGGGAUCUCUGGUAGCAAGUCUCGACAGGAACAGGAAGUUCGACAUAAAGGAGAGAAGGAGCACAACCCAGCUUCGAUGAGGGUAAAGGACGCUGCUGAGGCGACUUUGUCCUGUAUCAUGCAGGUGCUGGGGGCCUUCCCUUCUCCCAGCGGGCCCGCCUCCACCUGCAGCCUACUGAAUGAAGACACCCUGAUCCGCUACGCCAGACUCAGUGCCACAGGGGCCAGCAACUUCCGCUACUUUGUCCUGGACAACUCGGUCAUCCUCGCCAUGCUGGAGCAGCCUCUCGGCAAUGAGCAGAUAAAUGUCUCUGUCCUCACAGACCCCAGUCCAUCAGUGACAGUUUUGAUCCGAGGCACAGCCGGCAGACAUGCCUGGACCAUGCAGCUCUUCCACCAACCCAGAGGAGCUCGGGCCAAUCAGAGGCAGGUGUUUGUUCCCGAGGGCCGUCCGAUGCCCAACAAUGACGUGGGGAUCAAAUACAACGUCAAGCAGAGGCCCUUCCCUGAAGAAGUGGAUAAGAUUCCCCUUGUCAAAGCUGAUGUUAGUAUUCCUGACCUGGAUGACAUUGUCAGUAGAGAGGUGUGUUGUUUGGGCUGGCAGGAUGAUUCAAGAGCUACAAAUACACUGAGUAAUCCCCCACACCUGGAAGUUCAGCACGACAAGCUUCGCAUUCUGAUGCACAAGCAGAUAGAGUAUGAGAACGCCUUGGAGCGGCACAGUGAGGAAAUCUGGAAGUCCAAACCUUUCCCCGACCCACAGAUAGACUGUAAACCCCCCCCACCCUCACAGGAGUUCCAGACGGCACGCCUCUUCCUCUCCCACUUUGGCUUUCUGUCUCUGGAGGCACUCAAGGAACCCAACAACAGUCGUCUACCUCCUCAUCUGAUUGGCCUGGAGUCAUCCUUGCCAGGGUUUUUUGAUGACAUCAGCUACCUGGACCUGCUUCCCUGUCGGCCAUUUGACACUGUCUUUAUUUUCUAUGUGAGAGCUGGACAGAAAAGCAGCCAUGAGAUCCUGAGGAAUGUGGAGUCAUCAUCCAGUGUCCAGCCCCACUUCUUGGAGUUCCUACUGUCCUUGGGCUGGCCUGUGGACGUGGGACGCCACCCAGGAUGGACGGGACACCUAGAUACCAGCUGGUCCCUCAACUCCUGCUCUGACAGCAAUGACAUACAACAAACAGAGGAAGCAACUACUCCUGAGGACACAGGAGGUUCUGUGUUCAAUGGGGAGAAGAAAGUUUUGUACUACGCUGAUGCUCUGACAGAGAUUGCCUUCGUUGUUCCAUCUCUAACAGAAAAUUCUGAGGAGUCAUCAGUGCACAGUGACUCCACAGUGGAGGCAGACACCAACACAGACGUCAUGCCUGGUUUACACAAACAACCCAAUCUCACACUGGAGCUGUUCCCCAACCAUUCUGAAAACCUGGAGUCUGCCAAGAAGCUGAGUCCUUUGGUGAAGACAAAGAGGUCAUCGACUGGAAAGUCUUUCCCACCACUGGGUCCUGAAACAAAGGUGUUUGUGGUCUGGGUGGAGCGCUUUGAUGAUAUUGAGAACUUCCCGUUGACUGAUCUGUUGGCGGAAACCAGCACGGGCUUGGAAGCUAGCAUGAGCAACAGCACUUCCUGCAGGUCGGGGUUACUAGAGAAGGACGUUCCUCUGAUCUUCAUCCACCCUCUGAAGACGGGACUCUUCAGGAUCCGGCUGCAUGGAGCUGUGGGCAAAUUUGGCAUGGUGAUUCCCCUGGUGGACGGCAUGGUGGUCAGCCGCAGAGCUCUAGGGUUCCUUGUGCGUCAAACAGUCAUCAACGUGUGCCGACGGAAGCGUCUGGAAAGUGACUUGUACAACCCGCCUCACGUGAGGCGGAAGCAGAAAAUAACGGAGAUUGUCCAGCGUUACCGCAACAAGCAACUGGAGCCCGAGUUUUACACCUCGCUCUUCCAUGAGGUGGGGGAGGGAAAGCCUCACCUCUAAUACCCCUGUCCUGUCCUAACACUGGUUCACAAGCGCACACACACACACACACACACACACAACACACUCUUUUUAUCUAUACUCACACACCAUUUACAUGUGUGCGUGCAUACAUACACACACACACACACACACACACACACGCAGAAUCUUUAUAUUUAUACUGUACUAUUUUGUUAUUUAUAUGAAUACAUAUAUCAACACUGUCUGCCUUUGACUCUGAGAGCAAAGUGUCAAAAACCAUGCCAAGGUGGGAAAAGCUACAUUUCUAUGUCGCAGCCACUCACUGAACAUUUGAAUGGCUGAAGUUCAACAGUGUCUCUGCUCAUUUAGGUUCAUGCUUUGUGGCAAAAGAGUUUCAGCUUGUCUUUAACUGCAAUACAAUAGGUACACUGUUGGCCUUUCUGAACUUGUAAAAAAAACAACAAAAAAAAGAAAGUUCUUUAAACCCUGUGACAUGAGUGAAUUUCACGAUGGUUUGGUAGUACACAGCUGUGUCCAGAAUCCAGAUCUGUUUUUGUUUUAAUCAAACAGAUUUAUGGGUUGGAUUUUUGCCAAGGAGAUGAACAUCUAAGCGUCAUAAAAUGUUUUGUAAUAAACAUCACUGCUGCAUCAAGGCAGGUGGCUUCAAUAGAACAAAGAAAUGAUGGACAGCAUUGACACGUAAUCUAAUUUUACAACAAAUUGUCAUCCACAUUCAGACAACUGCUAAAGUCUUCCUAGUGCAAACACACAUUUGGCCAUCCAGCAGCUGACUGAGCACGCAAAUGCUGCCGUUUAUAGUUUGGUUUGUUUUGUUUUUUUUCCAGAUGAUUUCUAGGACUCCUACGUUGUAUUACUGUAUGCAGAUGCCAUUUUCUUGGCACCUGCACUGUCUCUGUGCCAGUCUGAAAGUCCUCCCAUCUCACAACAGCCACUGCACUGUUUGUGUGCGUGUGUGUGUGCGUGUGUGUGUGUGUGUGUGUGUGUGUGUAUGUACACGGCCACAUGUAUGCUUAUUCAACCAGUCAAAACCAUUGACACUACAGGGAGUCACAGUGACGCCCUAAAACCCCCAUAGGUGGCAUUUAAAGAUGAAUUUUGUCACUUUAA